CUACAACAGAGACACCAACCACAACCGAGAAGCCCACAACAACCACAACCCAGAAAUCUACAUCUCCCUCACCCACAACUCCCACACCACCCAUCUGUCCUGAAUGGAAUGUAACAGUAAAUGAAACCUUCUAUUUGUGUAAGUGCUACAUGGCCCGAUGCAUUGAGAAUUAUACAAUUGAAAUUAUUCCACUUGUAUGUCCACCCCUUGAGAACAUCACUUGUACCAAUGGAAAGGAACCAGUUUUGGUGUGGGAUGAGUACCUUUGCUGCCAGCAUUACGCAUGUGACUGCGUCUGUGAAGGCUGGGGAGAUCCUCAUUACAUCACAUUUGAUGGAUUAUUCUACAGUUAUCAAGGAAACUGUACUUACGUCUUGAUGGAAGAGAUUUUACCAAAACAUCAUUUGAACAUUUAUAUUGACAAUGUCUACUGUGAUCCCACUGAAGAUGUUUCUUGUCCACGAUCAAUAAUUAUAUCUUACAAAGGAGAUGUUAUUACAUUCAUAAAUCAUAACCUCAUUGGAGCAGCACAGUUGGAGGCACAGAGAAACGGAGUCCGUCUGAAACUACCAUAUGCUACACAUGAUGUUAAAAUCUUGGAUUCUGGAAUUAACCUGAUUUUGGAGAUCCCCAGCCUAAAAGUGGUCAUUACAUUUGGAAUAACUGGCUUCAGUGUCACCCUUCCAUAUCAAUCAUUUGGUGGUAACACACAAGGCCAUUGUGGCACAUGCAAUAACAACCAGGCUGAUGACUGCAUGCUGCCUGGAGGGAAGCUGAUAGAAGACUGUGCAGUGAUGGCUGAUUAUUGGCCUGCAAAACACAUUUAUCAACCCAAAUGCCAAAUACCAUCUGUACUGCCCACCAAUGCACCUGGGCCUGCACCAACCUCUACUCCAUGCAAACCAGACUCCAUAUGUCACCUGCUUACGAGCAGUCUCUUCGCAGCGUGCCAUCCCUUUGUCUCUCCUGACAAUUUCUACCGAGGUUGUGUUUUUGAUGGCUGCCAUGUUGCCAACCCAGCAGUGGAAUGCACAAGUUUACAGACUUACGCCGCUGCCUGCGCUCAGGUGGGGGUUUGUCUGCACUGGAGGAACCACACCACCCUGUGUGAGGGUGCCUGCCCGUCAAACAAAGUUUACAAACCCUGUGGUCCUGCAGAACAAGCAACCUGUGACGACAAUCCUAAUGAAUCAACCAUGAACUACACUACAGAGGGUUGCUUUUGUCCUGAUGGGAUGAAACUCUUCAACAAAGACUCUGGCGUGUGUGUUGACAAGUGUGGAUGUCUUGAUCCUGAGGGAAUUCCCCGAGAGUUUAAUGAGAGGUUUGACUACAAAUGCCAAACCUGCAUCUGUGAGGAGUCGACCAAGACUGUGAGUUGCAAACCUAAGGCAUGCCCAAAACCACCAAUAGCAAACUGCAGUGAACCUGGGUUUGUCGUCAUCAACCAAACCAAUCCAUCAGACUCCUGCUGCUCUUCCUUUGUUUGCCAAUGUCAAAGCAGCAAGUGCCCAGUCUACAACAUGAACUGUCCGAUAGGUUAUAAACCCGUUAUUAGUGUUCCUGAGGGAAAAUGCUGCCCAGAACGAGCUUGCGAGCCCAAAAGGGUUUGUGUUCACAAAGAGAGUGAAUAUCAGCCUGGCUCUCCAGUUCCUGCGCCUAAAUGUCAGGAUUGUGUCUGUACAAAUGAGGUGGACCCGCGUUCUGGUCUCUUCAAGAUACAUUGUGAAUUUCAGAAAUGUCAAACAGACUGUGACAUGGGAUAUGAAUAUAUGGAAACUGAUUCCCUUGAAUGCUGUGGGAAGUGUGUGCAGACUCACUGUAUUGCCAUUGUUAAUGAUACCAAGAACCUCUUAAAGCCAGGAGACACCUGGUCACCACCACUGAAUCAGUGCGAGCAUUACUCCUGUCUUAUGAUUGGUGAUACUUUAACAACAUAUAAGUCACACGUUGUCUGCCCAGCAUUCGUGAAGGAAGACUGCCAACCAGGCACAAUUGAGACUGCAGCAAAUGGCUGUUGUAAAAUUUGUGUGUCGAGGGAUAAAGGCUGCAAAUUAGUGUCCAUGAAACAGAAAGUUAUGCACAACCGCUGUCAGUCUAACGAGGAGGUAGAUAUGCCAUAUUGUGAAGGAUCCUGCAACACCUUCACCAAGUAUUCUGAAGCAGCAGCUGCUAUGCAGCAUUCAUGCUCCUGCUGCAAGGAGACACGCUCCAGCAAUCGCACCAUUGCGUUACACUGUCUGAAUGGAGACGUGGUGCCCUUUUCAUACACCCAUGUAGAUGAGUGUGGCUGUGGCCACAGAGAUUGCGCCACAGCUGCUGCACAACUGACUCGCAGGAGGCGAAGCUCUACACUGGUGUGAUGAAAAUUGGAAAUGGAAGUGAAAUGUAAAAAUUUCUUCCCGUAUUAUCUUAACAAUGAUUACACUUUUUCCAAAGCACUCGCCUUUGUAGAAUUUAUCUGUCUAUUAAUCAAAUAAAAAUAUGCAACACUG
Molecule: messenger RNA, 2495 nt
Organism: Gasterosteus aculeatus aculeatus (three-spined stickleback)
Lineage: Eukaryota; Metazoa; Chordata; Actinopteri; Perciformes; Gasterosteidae
Product: intestinal mucin-like protein
Molecular function (GO): protein binding
Source: RefSeq, a predicted model, not a curated record